CCAGAAUUCGUCUGUUCGAGGAUUAGAGACCCCUUGCCAAGUUCGCAAAUUACUCUGUCCGUUCUUCUUUAGAGGCAAAGAAGGUCUAGUCCCUCAAUAACAGACAACAAGAUACAACUCAGAGGAGUACUUCUGAUUUCUAGUACAGACAGCAGGCCAGUCUUACAGGAGAUCGAGACAGAACAGCGGUUUUGUUCAGGAUCCCCUCAUUUUUAUAUGGAUUUUAUACUUUGGAUACAUUGAACGUAUUUUGGAGGAAUACUACAUUGUAACUUCUGACAUAUCAGUGGCUGAACAAGAGUGACGUCACCAAGCUUAACACAAUGGGUGGAGGUUGCUCAAGAUGCUGUGCAGGCUGGGUGACGUGUUGCUAUGGAUGCAGAAAACGCCAAUCAUAUACACAAAAGAUGUCCACUAAAACGGCUGAGCGCGUAUGGUUUUGUGUGAUGGCGUUCACAUUCCUCGCAACUCUCUUCGAUAUGUUCCUAUGGGUUUCUUCAGAUAAUGAUGCUGACAGUGUGAACGCGGGUUUCUGGAAGUCAACAGGAGUAUGGUUCCCGUUCUAUUUCACAUUUCAGAUCAUCUCUUACGUAACAUUUGGUUACAUCAUGCUUCUCAUGAUUUUUGGAUUUCUACACAUGAUUCUAAGCGAAAGACUUCAAUUACACAUGUUACACAAGAUCGGUGUAGUGAUGUCGCUUGUGAUGACGAUCACCCUCAUCGUCUUCGUUAGCAUCAGAUUACGUCAUCUCUGGCAUUUUGUGCCCGAACUUCUACAGUACAUCGGGCCAUUUCUGCAGCUGGUAGCCGUGACAGUCAUGACGUUGCUUAGUUGGUUCGUUGCCGGAGGUCUGGGUACACUGCAGAGGAGAGGUAUCCCGAUUCGCGAUGCAUCUUUCUGGUAUUUCUUGGUCCUAAUCGUUCUUUACAUCACGCCGAUUUUCAUCAAAUCACCUUGCAUUAUGACACAACAUCAUGAGGAUAACCCUCAUAAGCCCCUCCUCUUUGCUCACAAAGGGGCGGAAGAGAUUGCUCCUGAAAACACCAAUAUCUCCUUCAUGAUCGCUCUAGAUGACUACGAAGCCCAUGGAAUAGAGUCAGAUGUUAGAAUUAGCUUCGAUGGCAUACCAUACGUCUUCCAUGAUGAGAUUCUUACUCGUACCACCAAUGCCAUAGAUGUUUUUCCUGAGAAUUACCGCCAGCCAGCAGAUAUGUUCACGAUGGAUGAGUUAAGAGAGCUCGAUGCGGGGUCAUGGUUUGCUAGGAAAAAGCCCUUCCUGACGGCAUGGUUUGUGUCUGACGAGGAGAAAGAAGAGUUUAGUCAACAGGGGAUUUUGUCCAUGGUUGAGAUGUUUAACAUUGUGCUUGCUCGCAAGAAAUCUCUCCUCUUUGACGUUAGACCGCCCCCUAGCGAGCAUCCGUAUGCAACCUCAUGGCUCAAUACCACUAUUGAUGUCAUCACCAAGGAGAUCGGGCUCGAUCCCAGUGAAUUCACCUACUGGCCAGCGCCUAACGGUCCUCACUACGUCUUCUUUAUUCAACUCUAUGAUAACCGAACCAUUCAGAAUGUCUACAAUGAUAUCGCCUUUCAAUCCGUCAGAACUGCCCUUGAGAACAACGUAACAACAAACGUAUGGACAGUGAAUGAGGCGUGGCUUUUCCAAUACUACUGGUGCGCAGGCGCAGGUUCUGUCACGACGUCAUCAGUUCACACGCUGAGCGGACACAAUUCGUUAGUCUGGCAGCUGACGCCGACUCAUUAUCUGAUCAUGUGGAUCCUCUUCGAUGUCGCCUCUCUUAUUUGGGUCAUCGUCGUCUUCGUUAUUCAGAUCACAUUGCACAGGCGACAGGGCCGGCGUUUGACUCGGCACACAUCCGAUGGAUCCGCGUAUAACUAUCAGUUUGUAGCUAUGUCAGACAAACCUUCAGACAUGUAUGCAUCAUAAGGUUCACCCGGUAAUCUCAACCUCCUAUAGAUUACGGCCUCACAGAGUUCGACCCAUGCCGACGACCCAGUCGACAUGGAGGCUUCGUUGGUUCUCGUCCCCCGAGAAUCGUAAAGCUCUACGAUAAUUUCAUAUUUGCUCUGGUCUGUACGUCGUCUAAAGAAAUGAAUAACGAAACGCUUGUUUGAGCAUCGUUUCGAACCAAAACUCGAUAAAGAAUCAGGGUACUGCUCCAGUCUGAACGUCAUAUGUACGAGCAUUGUAUAACUGGGUUCAUAAACGCCAUUCACAUUGGCCUUAUCAGUCAGAUUUAAAUACCAAAGUCAAGCAACAGCAGAUACCCAAUGAAGAAAAUGGCAUUAUAGUCCAAUGCCGUUUGUUAACACUAUCUAUUUCUUUUUUUACAAUUAGAAAAUGACAUGUUUUUUUGCCAUAAAUGACAAAAUAACAUCAACAUAAAUGAAGGUUACGUUAAAAAUGCAGCUUGUUUUUUGUUCCGUAUUUUUUAAAACAUUUGUUUUCCUUUGUCAUAAAUGUAUUUGGAUCAAGAGGUGCCUUUCAGGGACUUUAUGGUGUAUGUGGUUUUUAAGCUACUUGUAAGAUACAAUUUUAAAAAGCAAAAUAAGUCGUUUUUAUUUCAUUUGAUUAAUAAUUCAAUUACUGAGGUAGACAACUACAUUUAUGUGCGCGAAUUUUGCCUAAAAUACUAUCAAUAGCGUAUGAUUUUACUCAAACAGUUCCAUCUGCUAUUUCUACUAAUUAAUUAAAGGGGAUUUGAAUUAUUUAAAAAAUACGUCCACAUCUGUGUUAAGUUAAUCGAAUUCAACUUCAGUGAUUUAAAUGAUUUUUACUGAAGUUUGAAGGUGCAUUAAUAUUUUUAGAGUAAUGACUACGUUACAAGCUAUAUAUCUGUUUCAAGUUAAUCAAAUUCAACUUCAAUAAUUGAAGUGAAUUAUAAUGAAGUGUGAUGUGAAGGUGCAUUAAUAUCUUUCGAGUAAUGACUACGUUAUAAGUUAUAGUUCAACGAUGACAGAAUCAAGGCGAUUACAUAUGUUUAUCAACCUUAAUUUUUGUAUAUUCACUUGGGAUUUUAUACAAAGGGGAAAAAAAAAUCAACAUUCUCAUUCUUUAAAAAAUUGGAUGCUAUAUAAUUGUAGAAAUGACAAUUACCAUAAUUUUAAAACAUCAUGUCAGUUUAAUAUAAUUCUGUUUUAUAUUCUGUAUGAAUAUAAUAACUUCUCUUUAACAUGAAUAUUUAAGAGACACCAUAGGAAAUAAGAAGACGUUAUUAAAAGAAAAGGAGAGAAAUGUAUUUUAAUAUUUUUUUAAUUACCAUUCACUCUGCUAGAUACAUGAUUAAUGUUAUUUCUUAUGUGGUAACAUUCGACCUAUGAAACUAAGUGACAUUUGCAGCGAAGUGUGGAGUUGUAAAUGUAUGAGAAGUAAUAGACACUAUACAUUUUGUAUUUUUAAUUGAGUCAUUUUUUUAAUUGAGUUGAAUGUAUCGUUUUUACUGAUUGUAAUGUCAUUUAUACUUUAUCAUUAUUAUAUCACUAAAAUUAACAUUGUUAUUUCACCUGCAAUUUGUAUCAUUUUAAUACAAAUUAUUAUAUUUAUGACUGUAGUAAUUGAAACUAAGGUAGGUGACAAAUAUUCUUUAAAUGCAAUUCGUCAUGUAAUAUAUUUGCUCAUUUUAAGCUAAGAAACUUUUUCUUAAACGUUUGUGAAUAUUUUUGUACGAUGAUAUGCUAGUUUAUAAAUGACAUUUUCCAUGGUUCUAUGAUUUAUGUAAUGUAUGAAAUACAUAUUUUGAUAUUCUUGUAAUCAGUUUGAGUAAGAUGUUGGGGUUCGAUUGAAAUUAAUGUAAAUUGUAUAUGACAAGCGUAGCAAAUAAACAGUUAAUAUGAAAUAAAUAUUAAUAGUGCCUUACGAAAUGUUAAGUCAUCGUGAUACACGGAUACAUAGCACUGAUUAUGCAAUAACAUAGAAAAUGGCUUUAUUUGUUAAUUGGAGCACAUCGUGUGCAGAUAAAAAUGUCUAGUUUUUUUCUAAUGUAGUGGGUGAUUUUUUUAAUACUUUUGUCUUAUUGCAAGUCUUUCAAAUACAUUUCUUGUAAAUAAAAUUAUCUACGUAUAUGAUA
Strongylocentrotus purpuratus (purple sea urchin) is the source of this 4086-nucleotide messenger RNA. RefSeq names its product glycerophosphodiester phosphodiesterase domain-containing protein 5. Gene Ontology annotation, molecular function: glycerophosphodiester phosphodiesterase activity. Gene Ontology annotation, biological process: lipid metabolic process. Bases 324 to 1946 code for a protein of 540 amino acids. Gene Ontology annotation, cellular component: membrane. NCBI's taxonomy places the organism in Eukaryota, Metazoa, Echinodermata, Echinoidea, Camarodonta, Strongylocentrotidae. The transcript has 16 exons. The record is from RefSeq and is a predicted model, not a curated record.